UGUAACCACAUUCACGUUAAGAAAUAGAUCAUUUACUGAGCAAUUAAACAACCGAAAUUCUGCUAGUUUCCAGACACUUUCUCGAUUCAUCAAGAACAAUUUUGACGCAGUAUUUUCUACUUCCGAAUAUCGUCGCACGAAUAUCUAUCGAUUCAGAGAAAGACAAAGAAGUGUCAUCUGUGAGGCGGAAAUCGUGAUGGUCGGGCUUUCAGAUUCCCCUGUGGAUAUUAUCAAAGUUAUUAAAGUUUUAGAGAACAGUAACACAACUGGAAUGAUCGGAAACAUUUCAAUUGUUCCAAAUUCCAUUACUUUUGCUACUGAUCUACCAGCUCUGACAGACAUUAGAGUGGAAAUUAAAUACAGUGGUUUCUUCGGGGAUACACUGGAAAUAAGUUGUAACAUAAGUGGACCAUUCCUACCCAUCUUUCAAUGGGAAAAAGACGAUACGGUUCUGUCAUUUUCAUCGAGGGUAAAGAUUGAGAACGAUAAUCAGGGAUCACGCUUGUUUGUCCGAAAAACUGGGAAGUCAGACUCGGGCGAAUAUUACUGUAUUGUUAGUAAAGGGGAAGAUAGGAUCGAAGCCAGUGUAUCUGUCAACGUGAAAGUCAUUCCAGUAGUUAAAGUUUCUCCAUUAUUUGUAUCCGCCUCAGAAGGUGAUGCAAUAACAUUAGAAUGUGAAGUGACGCAGGGUGAUGAUUCAAGUGUAAAGAUUACGUGGUUCAGCUCUGAAGAAUCUGGUGUUAUAAACGAAACUAGAAAAUUAGACCUAUCAAAAACACAGCUUUCUGGUGGACAGAGAUACACUGCAAAAUAG
Messenger RNA from Dendronephthya gigantea, 814 nucleotides. Its product is annotated as obscurin-like protein 1. The record is from RefSeq and is a predicted model, not a curated record. Lineage: Eukaryota; Metazoa; Cnidaria; Anthozoa; Malacalcyonacea; Nephtheidae. The transcript has 7 exons. Bases 197 to 814 code for a protein of 205 amino acids.